GGGACGGGAAGUGGGCGGGGCCGGCCGGAGCACCUCGCUGGGCGCCGAGCGGCGGAGUGGCACGUGAGGCCCGCGGGGACCUGGGGGUGAGGAAACCCUUGGAACGGGAUUGCGGGGCUGACGGCGCUGGGUGCGCAGCCCGACUGGAACCCUGCCAGCAGUCCCCUCGGGAUGCUCUGGGCAUGGCCUCCGGAGCCCCCGAGCAGAGCAGCCGGAUGGCAGAGGAGACCCCCAGCUUCCUGGACGAGUUCCUCCGCGACUUCCCAGCCCCACUGAGCCCAGAGAGCCCUUUGCCGUGGAAGGUCCCAGGGACAGUGCUGAGCCAGGAGGAGGUGGAGGGCGAGCUGGCCGAGCUGGCGGUGGGCUUCCUGAGCAACAGGAAUGCUCCGCCACUGCUUGCUUCAUCUCUGGCCCAUGAAGCAGUUUCCCAGCUGCUGCAGACAGACCUGUCUGAAUUCAGGACGUUGCCCAGGCAGGAGGAGGACAACGAGGAAGUGGAGGAGCAGAAGGCCCCUGUAACCCUGCUGGACACCAAGGGCCUGGCGUGGAGCUUCUUCAACCGGCUCUGGGAAGUAUGCAGCCAGUGGCAGAAGCAGGUGCCCUCAACAGCCCAGGUUCCACCAAGGCAGUGGCUAGUCUCCAUUCACGCCAUCCGGAACACUCGCCGCAGGAUGGAGGACCGGCACGUGUGCCUCCCUGCCUUCAACCAGCUCUUCGGCCUGUCCGACGCCGUGGACCGAGCCUACUUUGCAGUGUUCGACGGUCACGGGGGACUGGAUGCCUCGAGGUACGCUGCGGUGCACGUACACGCCAACGCGGCUCGCCAGCCGGAGCUGCGCACCGACCCUGCGGGGGCCCUCAGAGAAGCUUUCCGGCGCACCGAUGAGAUGUUCCUCGGGAAGGCCAAGCGCGAGCGACUGCAGAGCGGAACCACAGGCGUGUGCGCGCUCAUUGCGGGAAAGACCCUGCACGUCGCCUGGCUCGGGGACUCCCAGGUUAUCCUGGUACAGCAGGGACAAGUGGUGAAGCUGAUGGAGCCACAUAGACCCGAGCGACAGGACGAGAAGGAGCGCAUCGAAGCGCUGGGGGGCUUCGUGUCUCACAUGGACUGCUGGAGAGUCAACGGGACCCUGGCCGUCUCCAGAGCCAUUGGGGAUGUCUUCCAGAAGCCCUAUGUGUCUGGAGAGGCGGACGCAGCCUCCCGGGAGCUGACUGGCUCUGAGGACUACCUGCUGCUGGCUUGUGAUGGCUUCUUUGACGUGGUCCCCCACCAGGAGGUUGCCGGCCUGGUGCAGAGCCACCUGGUCCGGCAGCAGGGCAGCGGGCUGCGUGUCGCUGAGGAGCUGGUGGCUGCAGCCCGGGAGCGGGGCUCCCAUGACAACAUCACGGUCAUGGUGGUCUUCUUCAGGGACCCCCAAGACCUGCUGGAGGGUGGGGCCCAGGGGGCCGGGGACUCCCAGGCAGACAGGAGAAGCCAGGACGUGCCCUGUGACCUCUCAGAGGCAGAGAACAACACUCCAUGGAGAAGUGAGGAGGCCCAGCCCCCCAGUGGUACCCGCCUGUGACCCCACCCCUCGGAUGUCCUAGGACCCGACACAUAGUGGUGGCAGGUGGGCACCACCCAAGCAGUGCUUUCCCCUGGGACUCCUGAACCCUUGCGCUGCUCCCAUGGGUCCGUCCCGACCUCCGCGGAACUGCGUGAGACGGUGGGCGUUGUGCCUCGCUCGUGACGGGCAGUGGAACAAAGGAAGCCUCACCAAAGCGAAGCUGACCCGGGAACUGGACGGGCUCUUGCUCCCCAUGGGGCAGGGGUGGAACCAGAGGACCAAAGACACCGGGCAGUGCGUGGGACAGCGGACACUGUGUGGGUCCUUGGGCAGACCCAGGGUGCCCGGCGCAGGUUUCUCCCCCACUCCUCAUCGGCCGUAGCGGGGGGGUUCGUGUCUGCAGGCACACCUGGCAGGACCUGGCUGGGGGAGCUCGCUCCCCACACGGGAGAGGAUCGGGGAUCGGGUCUACGGCGGUCACCCGCCUGCAUCACAGCAGCUGUGAUGUGUGGCCCUGGCCUCACCGGCCCCUCGUGUCCCCCACACACCCAGGGAGGGGCAGCUCAGAGAUGCUACGCUUGUCUGUUGUGUGCCAACCCCCCACCACCCCGCCCCCGCCCCGGGGGAAAGUCCGAUCCCGAAAAGCAGUAUUUCAGGUUUUGUCUUUGUUCCGUCAGUGCCAAGGGGGCCUAUUUGUCUAAUGAGCAGAGCUUAGCAUUUAUUUUAUUUCUUAGAAAACUUAACGUAUUGAUAUUUUUUAGGGGAAAUUUCUUUUGCAGUAUUACUGAUUUUUUUUUUCUUAAAUCAAGAUUGAAACAAAAACCUUUCCAGGUAGUGUUAAUAAGCCAUUCAAGUGCCUUAAACAGUUCUAGGUAAGGCUGGAUCCGCCAGGCCUGGGGUAGGCUCUAAGAGGCACCUUUAAGUUUCCACAGAAGUGGGGCUGAUUUUGUGACAGCAGAUGGUUUAGGCCAGAAUUCUUCCCAGGAGAGUUCUGUCUGACUCGGGGAUGUGCCACGGGCAGCAGAGUGGUCGGUCCCCAAGAGCAUGGGCUGUGAGGCGUGGCCCAGGCCAGGCUGCAGGGCUCCUGGAGCUCAGGGUGACCGUGGUCCCUGCCUGAUCCCCACCUUCCUUGGCUCUGCCUCUUGGUAUCUGGCUGGACCUUAGGCUGAGAGCUUGAGCUCCAUGAGCAGGCAAAUCCUUGCUGCUGUUUGGAAUGUUCCAGGGUGUCUUGUGUGUUGGCAGUUGGAUUGGUUUCAUUCAGAAACACACAUAAGAGGCUCUGGCGGGUCUGAUGUAGCUGGCGGGUCUGUUUGGAGGCAGCGGGAGUGCAGCUGGGAGUCUAUCCCACCCACCCAGCCCUUGCCCCUCUUUUUGCCAAUAGCUGGCAGCCUCUGCUGCCUUGCGGUGUCUGCCCCCAGCCUUGCCUGCCUGUGAGAGCAUGCGCCCGGGUCCCUUACUGCCCUGGGAAGGCGAAGCUCACAUCAGGGGGCGUGAUACAACCACUGUGUGGAAUAGAAAGUAGUGAGGGCUCCAGGUGUGGGACCUGGGCUGCUGUGUGGGUAGGGCUGCUGCAGGCAGAGGCUGGUGGUCUGGGAAGGGCAGUGGGUGGCUUAACCAAGGCCUCUGCAGGAUGUUCCCUGGGCCCUGGGCAGUGGGAGGAAGCUUGGUGCCAGGGCCCCAUGCCAGGAGGUACGGAGGAAGCAUUCUGAGUCUACCCACGGCAGCAGGGCCCCAGAAAGGUGUGCGCAGAGAGCCCCCUGAUCCCAGCGGCACUGAGGAGAGUCCCGGGGAAGGAACGGAUGGUGGAAGCCAUCCCUCCCGAAGUGAUUGGGCUGUCCAGAAGGAAGGGUGGGAGCCUUGGGGGGCCAUUGCCUGUAGGCUGACUGUACCCCUCCCCUAGAGCAGGACGAAGACGCCGAGGCCAUGCGGUCAGUGCCUUGCUUAGGGCCUCAUGAUAAAAGCAUCUUAAACACAGGCACUGCCGUUCAGAGAGUGUUCGGCAGCCAGCAUGACCAUGUGUUGUUCUAUUUCACUCAAAGGCCCCGCUCCCUUCUGGGGGCCAGAAGCCCCUUUCUCAGCCCCUCCCAGCACAAGGCUGGGCGUGGCCCCACCCUUCACUUCCAGCCUGGCAUCCUGAGGGCGUGGCCUGACUGGAAGGAGCAGGUGGUGGGCUUGUUUUUCCUCUUUUUUUUGCUAAUCUUAUUCCAUCAAUUGCUACCAAGAGAGAAGCUUCUGCUUUGUGCCCUGGCUGGAGGCCCCACCAGGACAUUUCUCCAGGCUCGUCCUCAGUCUGGCCGGCCUGUCAGCCCAGGAGGCCGUGCUCUCCUGCUGUGCCCCAGGGCACAGAGCCGGUCUUUUCCAUCGGGACCGGCUGCAGGGGGAGCCACUGGGAGAUCAGCUUCCAAGCAGCCUGCUCUACUCCCUCUUCAGGCCACAGUCCCAAGGGGCCCCUAGCCGAGACACUGAUCUGGAAACCUCGACCCCCCCCUCUCAAGUCCCAGCUUUGCCACCGGCUCCUUAUGUGAGCUGCGUAAGUCAUUGCACCUCCCAGGGCCUCAGUUUCCCCUCUUUCGGGCACAGUGUUGCAUUGAGUCUGCAGCAGCUCCUGGAAUUCUGGAGGUGCAGGGAGGCCCUGGGGCGAACCCAGCACAUCCUGGAGAGAUGCCUCCAGCGCUGAGGCCCCUCCCCCACCACCAGCAGGGUGAUUAAGUAUUACUAGUGUCUAUUCUUAAAACUAAGUGGGUUGGAAAAGAAUUGAGCUACUGAUGCCAGGGUUUUAUGUGGAAUACAAAAGCUAGAGAACUCUAGCUCCGCUUUUAAGAACUCUAGCUCCGCUUUUGCAGGUAGAGCCGAUCCCAAGCCAGCAGGGGUGGGAGAGGAGGCAGCUGAGGUGGGAGGGCCUGGGAGAGAGGCAGGUACAGUGGGGCUCCCUGGGGCAGCCGGUCCAGCUACCCACUGCUGAAAUCCAGAGGUGAACACGUGACCUCCCCAACCCAGCCUGUCCUCAGCAGCCAGGGCUAGGAAAUGGGCGUAUUUUAGGGAGAUAGCAAUAGAGUGCCAGGCUCCAGGGAGAAGCACGGGCUUGCUGAAGUCCUGGGUCGGCUUUUGGCUGCAGUCCUGUCUCCCGCCCUCCCUGAGCCCACUGCAGUCUCGGCCUCGCCCCCUCCCCAGCUACCUCAGCAGUGUUCCUAGGGCUUCGGGCCCAGCUCUGACGGGCCUGGCCCGAUGCCAGCCCUGCGGGAGCCAAGUGGGCUUGUGCAGACCGGGCUGUUUGGUUCCAUCCUGCCCGUAGCCCAGAGGGGCAGCCCCUGGGGCCUGGGCUUUCCUCAGGCCCCACAGCUUUGCCAGACUUGCCGUGCUUUGCCAUUCACACGCUGUGCCAGCCUUGCCAAGGGUUUAUCUGUGCGAGUUUUAUGAGGUUCUGUGGAGGGUGGGGGUCCUUUCUAAGGCAGGGUGGCUAUUUACUCUGCCUGCAGGGACAAGCCCCAAGGUAAGAGGCCAGAAAGGCCGUCUCCUCCCAGGGCUGCUGUGCUCAAGUGUCAAUAAACCAUGAGUUCUGAAA
Molecule: messenger RNA, 5109 nt
Organism: Phyllostomus discolor (pale spear-nosed bat)
Lineage: Eukaryota; Metazoa; Chordata; Mammalia; Chiroptera; Phyllostomidae
Gene: PPM1F
Product: protein phosphatase, Mg2+/Mn2+ dependent 1F
Exons: 8
Coding region: 183-1565 (460 amino acids)
Biological process (GO): negative regulation of protein kinase activity; protein dephosphorylation
Cellular component (GO): cytosol
Molecular function (GO): protein serine/threonine phosphatase activity; cation binding
Source: RefSeq, a predicted model, not a curated record